AUGAAUGAGCUUGCUGGUAUUAAAGAUAUACACCGGCCGUACGGCAAAAGGGAUGGCAAAAGAAAUGACCAGCAGGAGAAUGGCUACGAGCAACGACCGCUUGAAAAUAUGCCCGAGCAGAAACAGCCCGAUCAUGAUCUCGAGCCCGAUGAACAGUCGUGCGAUAAUAGCAGCGGCCGUUACAUUGAUGGGCAGUAUAUCGGUAAAACAGAGGAGCUGAUCCGCAGAUUGAAGAGAGCCCAGAUCGCGAAUCAGAAAGUGGAGAUCUAUAAGCCGGCCGUAGAUGUGCGGUAUGAUCUGCAGGACAUCGUAUCCCAUGAUGCCAGCCGUAUCCGCAGUACCCCGGUGGAAAGCUCGGGCAGCAUACCACUGAUGGCCACCGAUAUUCAGGUGAUCGGUAUUGAUGAAGCCCAGUUUUUUGAUGAUGGCCUGCUGGAUGUUGCUGAGACAUUAGCAUUGAGCGGCGUACGCGUUAUUAUAGCCGGUCUGGAUAUGGAUUUCCAGGGCAAGCCCUUCGGCCCCAUCCCGGCCCUGCUUUCCCGGGCAGAGUAUAUUACCAAGCUCCAUGCCAUUUGUAUGCAAUGCGGCGACCUGGCCACUUAUUCCUACCGGAAGAACACAGAAAGUGCUAAAAUAAUAUUGGGCGAAAAAGACUCCUACGAACCCCGUUGCCGCGACUGUUUUUAUAAAGGCAGCUCCGAGUUAUUGCACAUCUGCCAGAAAAGCGCCGUAGGCUGCGUGGUUUAUGACGAUAAGAUACCGGUACACCCGGAUACCAAGGCCAUCGCGGAAGGGCUGGGACUGAGCAGCGUCACCUGUGCUUUAAGCGGAGGCGAAGAUUAUGAACUGCUCUUCACCAUCAAACAGGACGAUUAUGAAAAAGUAGCCCGCAACCCCGGUAUCAGCAUCAUCGGUUAUAUCACCGAAGCAGAAAGCGGCGCCUUAUUACAAACCACUGCGGGCGAAAAGCAUAAGCUCCAGGCGCAGGGCUGGACGGCAUUUUAA
Molecule: messenger RNA, 1005 nt
Organism: Ostertagia ostertagi
Lineage: Eukaryota; Metazoa; Nematoda; Chromadorea; Rhabditida; Trichostrongylidae
Source: the annotation of a GenBank genome assembly